AAACUGCAUUCUUCUUUUCUUCUUUCUGUGGACAGCCUAUUUGCCUUCUUAUAGGUUGUACCCAAUUCCUUGUGUCAUCACCAAUGGAUCACUAGAAAGGAUCGUCACCUUCUCUAUCUCGUCUCUCUUUCACAUGUCAAGACCUUGACGAUGGCUUCAGGCACUUUGACAGCUCAGCUGCUCUCUGUCCCUGAGCAGCUGAUUGCCCCAAUCUACACCACCAUCAAGUCGCUUCCUCUUUAUGUUUCAAUCAUUGUCUUCACUGCACUUGUGGGUCUUGUCUACCUGACUGUCUAUACUGUCCUCCACCUCAUCGCUCCCAAGCCUCGAGCCCCCUUACCCUCCGAGAAGACGUACAUCACCACCAACCCCGAUGGCAGCACCAGCGAGCCCCGUCCUCUCCCCUGCUGGUUUGACCGCUGGCUCGCCGAGCGCCAGUUGAGCGAGUCCCCUGCGGCUAGCGACGAUGCAUUCCACAUUCCCGACACCGGCUCCAUUGAGCCCGCCAAGGUCGAGGUCUCUGUCGUGAUCCCCGCCUACAACGAGGAGAAGCGCAUCAUACCCGCUCUCGAAGAGGCCAUUGAGUAUCUCGACACUCGCUUCGGCCGCCCCACCGCCAACGGCGACGACAAUAACAACAACAACAAGCGCAGGCGGCUUGCUAGCCCUCCUGCCACCCAGCAUCACCGCCAGGUGUUUAGGAGAUCUGGCAAGAAGAAUGACAAGGAGGAGGUCGUGUCUGGGUACGAGAUCCUGAUUGUCAACGACGGCAGCACCGACAGCACUGUGGAUGUCGCUCUCGAAUUCAGCCGCAAGCACGGCCUGCACGACAUUCUGCGUAUCGUCACUCUCGAGAAGAACCGCGGCAAGGGCGGCGGCGUAACCCACGGCUUCCGCCACGUGCGCGGCGCGUACAUCGUCUUUGCCGAUGCCGACGGCGCCUCCAGGUUCUCCGACCUGGGCAAGCUGAUCGAGGGCUGCGAGGACGUUGUCGAUGCCAGCAGCCGCGGUGUCGCCAUCGGCAGCCGCGGGCACCUGGUCGGCAGCGAGGCCGUCGUCAAGCGCUCCGCCCUGCGCAACUUCCUCAUGAAGUCGUUCCACACCGUCAUCAAGAUCCUGACGCCGCCGGCCACCUCUCGCAUCCGCGAUACCCAGUGUGGCUUCAAGCUGUUCUCCCGCGCGGCACUGCCCCACAUCAUCCCCUACAUGCACGCCGAGGGCUGGAUCUUCGACAUCGAGAUGCUGAUGCUGGCCGAGUCCGCACCCCCCACGAGCGUCCUUGCCAUCGAUGGGACUGUCAUUGGCAGCUCGUCGGGCAUUCGGGUUGCCGAGGUCCCCAUCGACUGGCAUGAGGUUGACGGCUCCAAGAUGAACCUGAUCAAGGACAGCCUCAGUAUGGCCCUGGGGCUGGCCGUUCUGCGGUUCAGUUGGAUGCUGGGCGUCUACCGCCGCCGGACUACCUGAGCGUGGUGUGUUUGUAGAGACAUUGCAGACGUGACUAUACCAAACGUAUGUGGAGGACUGUAUUCUAAGGAGAAAAGGGAAAGGAAGAAAAAAAAAAUGCUGUUUGACCAGAUGGACAGGAAGGAUGGGAUAUACAAUGACUAUACGCGACCAAUCACCACCCAAUAGGGACAAAAAGAAGAAGGCCACCGACAGUUGGAUUUCCUCUCGUCACUAUCAGCUGGGAAAAGUGUGACUGUUUGAUCUUUUUGAAUCACCUCACACCUGGCCAGAAGGGCAGGGCUAUCAGCUUGUUGCCAAUUUCUCGGGAGGGCUUAGAAAUAGAUUAGAACACCCGGGACAUAGUCGAGAUACCCUGGAAAAUAUUGAAACCACUGAUCCUGUCG
Cryphonectria parasitica EP155 is the source of this 1850-nucleotide messenger RNA. Its product is annotated as family 2 glycosyltransferase. Gene Ontology annotation, cellular component: endoplasmic reticulum membrane. The coding region runs from base 151 to 1464 and encodes 437 amino acids. Lineage: Eukaryota; Fungi; Ascomycota; Sordariomycetes; Diaporthales; Cryphonectriaceae. The transcript is spliced from 2 exons. The record is from RefSeq and is a predicted model, not a curated record.